This is a messenger RNA of Pleuronectes platessa (European plaice), 1595 nucleotides long. RefSeq names its product poly(rC)-binding protein 4. NCBI's taxonomy places the organism in Eukaryota, Metazoa, Chordata, Actinopteri, Pleuronectiformes, Pleuronectidae. The record is from RefSeq and is a predicted model, not a curated record. Gene Ontology annotation, molecular function: mRNA binding. The transcript is spliced from 14 exons. Gene Ontology annotation, biological process: negative regulation of mRNA splicing, via spliceosome. Gene Ontology annotation, cellular component: nucleus; cytoplasm. The coding region runs from base 216 to 1595 and encodes 459 amino acids.
GACACACCGGGAGGACAGUGCGCACUACACACCCGCGUCACUGGACUCUACAUGGAUGCGAAGCCCGGUCAACGCAGAUACAUGGGGAUACUUUAGCGGGAGCUGCAGCCUGAGACCUUGUGCAUGAGAACUGAGCAGCACUGAAGAACCUUGAAGAGCCAGAGAUCGAGCGCUGGCCUUCGUUUGACAGUGUGACCAGCGAGUGAGCCUUGUUCAUGCGUCUUCCUGCAUGCCACUCCCACAUCGCUAUGAACUGUGAGCAGGACUUCGCAGACGGGGGCUUGGGAGUGACCCUCACACUACGACUGCUCAUGCAUGGAAAGGAGGUUGGCAGCAUCAUAGGAAAGAAAGGAGAGACUGUGAAACGAAUACGAGAAGAGAGCAGCGCUCGGGUCAACAUCUCAGAGGGAUCCUGUCCUGAGAGGAUCAUCACCAUCACCGGCUCCACAGACAGCGUCUUCAGAGCUUUCACCAUGAUCACAUUUAAACUGGAGGAGGACCUCACUGCACUGGUAGCCAACGGCACCAUCAGCUCCAAGCCACCAGUCACCCUGCGGCUGGUCAUCCCUGCCAGCCAGUGUGGCUCUCUCAUCGGGAAGGGAGGGGCCAAGAUAAAGGAAAUCAGGGAGAGCACCGGGGCUCAGAUACAGGUGGCAGGGGAUUUACUGCCCAACUCCACUGAGCGAGGGGUGACGAUAUCUGGGAAUCAGGACUCAGUAAUCCAGUGUGUCAAGCUCAUCUGCACAGUAAUCCUGGAGUCUCCACCGAAGGGGGCCACCAUCCCCUAUCGACCGAGCCCCUCACCAGGCGCCCUCCUCAUCGCAGGGAACCAGGUGUUUGAGGCAUCUGAAUAUGCCCCCCACCCUAUGUACUCAGUCGCCCAAGGGGGCCUGGACCUCCAGCAGGACGCUCUCUUCCAGGCCUACACUUUGCAAAACCAAUACGGCAUUCCACACUCAGAGCUGGCCAAGCUACAUCAGCUGUCAAUGCAGCAAGGCCUGAGUCCUAUGGCCCAGCCGGCUUCGAAUAUCAUACCCGGGAUGGACACGAACUCUCACACGUCUCAGGAGCUGCUUAUUCCCAAUGACCUGAUCGGCUCCAUCAUCGGCCGUCAGGGCACCAAGAUCAACGAGAUCCGGCAGGUGUCAGGAGCGCAGAUCAAGAUCGGCAGCCAGCUGGACGGGACAAGUGACCGCCAUGUCACUAUCACAGGAACACCGGUCAACAUCAACCUGGCCCAGUACCUCAUUACCUCCUGUUUAGAGACAGCCAAAUCCACAGCCCAGGCAGCCACCAUGGCAUCUCCGGUCGACCUCAACAUGGCCUUCACCCAGCCAGCCUCCCCAGCUGCCUCCCCCACACCCUCCAUGGCCACGAUGGGCGGCCUGACCCCGGCUCAUAUGCUGGGCUCCCCGUACGGAGGCAUGCCCCUCUCCGGCCUGCUGGGGGUGAAGUCUAUCCCCUAUCUGACUCUGUCCAACCCUGCCCCCAACCCUGCAGCACCCUCCCACACCACCCUGGCCGCCUACACCGCCAAAAUCUCCUCCGCCAACUGCAUCAAAAAGCCAGAGAGACAGAAGUUCGCUCCCUACUGA